AUGAUGGAAUACGGAAGAACGCGCAAAGGGCCGCUGCCUGGAGGUCGCCAGGGCGCGUCUGGAGCUGGCGCUGGACGCGGCAGCAUGCGAACCGCCAGCCGAGCGCGAGGUGCUGCACGACCACCCAGCAGCCCCUCGCAUCCAUCAUCCCCACCAGCUGGCUUGGUGUCGGCAGGGUCUUCGCGGGCCCAGCAAUCGGCACCCGCCUCUGGUGGAGUACGCCGCAUGCGUUGGACAACCCAGAUGAACAGCAACGCAUUGCGGGCGUAUUUUGGGGCGAAAGGGGGAGAAACUGGAUGUUUGGCGUAUCGGGCUAGGAUGCAUCGUCUUUUUGCUGAGCUGGAGCCAUCUUUAACCGUCACAGAGCAAAACCUGGCAGACCGAGUUCGGUAUAUCUUGCGCUCAAAUAUAUUUGAUGUCGCCGAACUCGAACGGCUACGACGUGAGGCUGUUCCCUCGUCGGAUGAGAAUGCUACGGCUGAGGAUGCGGCGCCACAAAUGGUAGAGCAACCCGCAAACGUGGAUGCCGCCGUGAAUACCCCAGUUGUGGUUGAUUCAAACGAUGAUGGAACAGUCGCCCAGGAACUGGAAUUAGAGCAUAUGAGGAGUACAUUGGAAGAGGCGAUUGUGGAAACGCGCAGUACGCCUCUCGAAAAUCGACCGCGACUUCCCCCGCAUAGCCCUAAGCAAGCGGAAUCGGGCUGUCGUGAGGGCUCUGAACCCAAUGCUGGUGACCUAUUUGGAAGCCAGCCGGGACCUUUGCGAGACGGACUCAAUUCUUUUUGGCGCCGCGCUGGCAGUCUGCCGUAUCAUAGGCGCCAAGGUUUCCACGGCUGGACGCGCUACUGGCCAUAG
Parnassius apollo (apollo) is the source of this 855-nucleotide messenger RNA. Lineage: Eukaryota; Metazoa; Arthropoda; Insecta; Lepidoptera; Papilionidae. The record is from the annotation of a GenBank genome assembly.